Messenger RNA from Acaulospora morrowiae, 232 nucleotides. The record is from the annotation of a GenBank genome assembly. Lineage: Eukaryota; Fungi; Glomeromycota; Glomeromycetes; Diversisporales; Acaulosporaceae.
GAUCGAUUAUGCUAUCGACAAUGGACACAUAAUAGAAUUUAAUUAUGAUUCGCUUAAAAAAGUUGAGCCUUUUUUGGUAACAACAUUAAGUGGUAUCAAAAAGGCUUAUCAAAUUGAAUUCAACAGGAACGUUGCUCUUAAAUAUUUAAAUGAUGAUAGCCAUAAAAGUGAAGAAAAACGCUAUAGAAGUUUUAUCAGAGAGGUAUUCUUCAUUACUAUUUCUUUCCUUUAA